This is a messenger RNA of Exophiala spinifera, 2691 nucleotides long. RefSeq lists its product as uncharacterized. Gene Ontology annotation, biological process: protein ubiquitination; DNA damage response; ubiquitin-dependent protein catabolic process. Gene Ontology annotation, molecular function: ubiquitin protein ligase binding. Gene Ontology annotation, cellular component: Cul4-RING E3 ubiquitin ligase complex. The record is from RefSeq and is a predicted model, not a curated record. The coding region runs from base 1 to 2691 and encodes 896 amino acids. The transcript has 2 exons. Lineage: Eukaryota; Fungi; Ascomycota; Eurotiomycetes; Chaetothyriales; Herpotrichiellaceae.
AUGACUACAUCACGCAAGAACAAGGCGCCGGAUCGAGGUACUACUUCCAAGUCUGCGGCUAAGAGAAAGGUGCCGGACGAAGACCGCCCUAGUUCCGAACCAAAGAAGUCUCGGGUCUCUAUCGCCGAAUUGCUCUCCUCCCAGCAGAGCAACGAAUCGAAUGAAGGUGACGGAGUUGGCUGGGACGAUAGCAACAGGAACAAGAGAGCGGUCAAGAUGGAUACCAAAGCUUCCCCGCCACUCAAGCUGUCCAACAAGGACAUGUACACCUUCACCUCCAAGUCCGCCACGAGUAACGUUGUGGACUUGACGAGUUCACCGGAAUUGGAGUCUCAGAAGAGAAAGGUGUCGUUCACGAAUACAAAGACGCCCUUCAACCCACAUCAAGGCCCUAAGAAACUGGUGGUGAAGAAUCUACGGACGGUCCCGAGGAUAGACCCUCAGCAGUACUUUGAGCGCACAUGGGCGCAGGAGGACAAGGCACUGGACGCGAUCUUCAGGAAUGAGAAGCAACCAUACUCGCUGGAAGAGCUCUAUAAGGGAGCAGAAAACGUCUGCCGGCAAGGCAAGGCCGCUGAGCUGUAUGCUCGAUUAAGUCUCAAGUGCGACACGUAUCUGUCCGAAACGGUCAGAGACAAUAUUCGCCGCGAUGAGGGAAGAUCCUCCGAUGUCGAAUUUCUGCAGUCAUUCAUCGAUGCUUGGGCAACAUGGCAGAAGCAGCUACUUACAAUCCGUCAAAUAUUCUACUACUUGGAUCAAACAUUCCUGCUGCGUUCGGCCGAUAACCCUAGCAUUACCGAGAUGGGGCUCAUCAAGUUCAGAUCAUGUGUUUUUCAAGAUGACUUCAUCAAGCCUAAAGCCCUCAAUGGCGUCGUGGCUCUGAUUGCUAUGGAUAGAAGGGGUACACUGAACGAAAAAGACAGACUCUUACUAAUACGAGCUGCCGAUUCGUUACAUGAAUUGAGCAUCUACUCAAGCGACUUUGAACCUCUUUUCCACUCAACGACACAAUCCUACUUUAGGUCGUGGAAAGAAACGGACGCAAAUAGGGAUGAUCUUGCAGCUUAUGUGACUAACUGUUCCUAUCUUCUGGAGCGGGAAAUGGGUCGAUCCGGUUUGCUCACCUUGGACCGAAGUACAAUCCUGCAGAUUUCAGAACUCUUUGACGAGAUAUUAGUUUCAGAAGAAAUUGAUAUUCUCACGAACGAGGAUAGUAUCUUGGAUCUUUUGGAAGCGGAUAAGUUCACCGAGGUGAAACUACUCUACGCGCUUCUACAAAGGAAGUCACAAGGCGAGAUGAUAGCACCGACGUUCAGUAAAUAUGUCGAGAUGGAAGGUUCGGCGAUUGUGUUUGACGAGAAGCGGGAGAUAGAAAUGGUGGUGAGAUUACUCGACUUCAAACGGCGAUUGGAUCGAUAUUUGAAGUAUUGCUUCCAAGACAACGAGACUCUUGGGAAUUCCCUACAUAAGGCUUUCGAGUCGUUUAUCAACAAGACCAAGAAGUCUCAAUCAAAUUGGGACACGGACAACAACAAGCCUGGUGAAAUGAUCGCCAAGCACGUCGAUCUCCUCCUCAAGGGCGGUGUCAAGGCGAUCCCCGGUCUUCAGACGAAAAAGCCCGAAGCCUCGAAUGCGGAAGAUGAGCAUGACUUCGACGAAGGCGCUGCCGAUGAAGACGCAGAAAUCAACCAACACCUUUCUAACGCGCUGGAUCUGUUCCGCUUCGUCCAUGGCAAGGCCGUGUUCGAAGCGUUCUACAAGAAAGACUUGGCUCGACGGCUUCUCAUGGGCCGCAGCGCGUCCUUCGAUGCCGAACGAAACAUGCUCACACGUCUCAAGAACGAGUGCGGGGCCGCAUUCACGCACAAUCUUGAGUCAAUGUUCAAAGACAUGGAUCUCGCGCGCGAAGAGAUGAUGUCCUACAACCAACUGCUCGACGACCGGGGAGGCAAAUCCGGCGGCCCAGACUUGAGCGUUAAUGUCCUCUCGUCUGCGGCGUGGCCCACGUACCCGGAUGUCAGCGUCACCAUUCCCCCGAACGUGGCCAAGGUCAUGGCGGAUUUUGAAACGCACUACAAGGCCAAACACUCGGGCCGCAAGCUCACGUGGAAACACUCGCUCGCGCACUGCCAACUCCGGGCCAACUUCCCUCGCGGCAGGAAAGAGCUGGUCGUGUCAGGUUUCCAAGCCAUCGUGCUGCUAUUGUUCAACGACAUCCCCGCAGACAAGCACCUGACCUACACGGAAAUCAGAGCCAGUUCGGGCCUCGUCGAUGCCGAGCUCAAACGCACGCUGCAGUCCCUCGCGUGCGCCAAAUACCAGGUUCUCAAGAAACAUCCUCGCGGGCGCGACGUGAACGAGACCGACACCUUCACCUUCAACGCCGCCUUCGUCGACCCCAAGCUGCGCGUCAAGAUCAACCAGAUCCAACUCAAGGAGACCAAAGAGGAGAACAAGGAGACCCACGAGCGUGUCGCCGCCGACCGACACUACGAGACCCAGGCCGCCAUUGUGCGAAUCAUGAAGAGUCGCAAGAAGAUUGGCCACAACGAACUGAUCGUCGAGGUCAUCAAGGCCACCAUGAGCAGAGGUGUCUUGGACCAGGCGGACAUUAAGAGGAAUAUUGAAAAGUUGAUCGAAAAGGACUACAUGGAGAGAGACGAGGGCAAUACAUAUUCCUACGUCGCUUAA